CGUGAGUACUCGUGCGCACUUCAUCACGUUCGGUCGGUCAUAUGAUCUUCGUCGAAAAGGGCGAGCCACGAGAGACCUGUUUUCGCGUUUGACAUAUCGCUCUCAUCUUCCGUGUUGCUGCGUACGAAAAAUCCCACUGCAAAAUGAAGGGGUGCCUGUUCAACAUCGACGGCGGCUAUUUGGAGGGUCUCUGCCGUGGCUUCAAGUGCGGCAUACUUCAGCAGAGCGAUUACCUGAAUUUGGUCCAAUGCGAAACGCUCGAAGAUCUAAAGUUACAUCUAGCUGGCACAGAUUACGGCAGUUUUUUGGCCAAUGAGCCGUCCCCGUUGUCUGUCAGUGUCAUUGAUGACAAACUGAGGGAGAAACUGGUCGUGGAGUUUCAACACAUGCGCAAUCACUCUGUGGAACCUUUGUCUCAGUUUCUGGAUUUUAUCACUUACAGUUACAUGAUCGACAACAUUAUUCUAUUGAUCACCGGUACGUUGCAUCAGAGACCCAUCUCGGAAUUGAUCCCGAAAUGCCAUCCCCUUGGCAGUUUUGAACAAAUGGAGGCGAUUCACGUCGCUGCCACACCUGCCGAGUUGUACAACGCUGUGUUGGUAGACACACCUCUGGCGCCUUUCUUCGUCGAUUGCAUUUCCGAGCAGGACUUGGACGAAAUGAACAUCGAGAUAAUAAGAAAUACGCUUUACAAGGCUUACCUGGAGGCGUUUUACAAAUUUUGCAAAGACCUCGGUGGCACCACCGCGGACACAAUGUGUGAAAUACUUGCCUUCGAAGCAGAUAGAAGAGCCAUCAUUAUAACUAUUAAUUCGUUCGGAACUGAAUUGGGCAAAGACGAUCGUGCAAAACUGUAUCCACGCUGCGGGCGCUUGAAUCCGGACGGACUAGCGGCCUUGGCAAGAGCCGAUGAUUACGAACAAGUGAAGGCCGUGGCGGAAUAUUAUGCCGAAUACAGCGCUUUGUUCGAAGGAGCAGGCAACAAUCCCGGUGACAAAACUUUGGAAGACAAAUUUUUCGAACACGAGGUUCGUUUGAACGUCAACGCGUUUCUCCAACAAUUUCACUUCGGAGUAUUCUAUAGCUACUUGAAAUUGAAGGAACAGGAAUGUCGCAACAUUGUAUGGAUCGCGGAAUGCGUUGCCCAAAAGCAUCGCGCUAAGAUAGACAAUUACAUCCCUAUAUUUUAAAUUAAUUAUAAAUACGUUAAAUUUGAUGAGAUACAUUUGCAUCAUCUAUAUUCACCACUGCGACAAUGAAUUGCCAAAAAGGUUUCGGUCUCAAUUUCUCAAAAUUAAUGCCGAAUUACAUAUUGCGUUGCAAUUGUCAGCAGAAAAUUAUAUUUGAAAGUUAUUUGACAAACAUAGAUGUGUAAUAUUGUCAAAUUUAUUUAUGGGAAAUCGAAGGAGGCAGGCAUCUGUCACAAGUAUCUUUAAGACGUUCUUAGAAUCGUUGUUGUUGCAUACGUUAUGAUUUAAACAGUAUAAUAGAAUAUAGUGUAAAUAAACUGUCCCGUAAUCUCCGACAUGUAAAUCAUUUUCUCACUUAUUGGCCAAUAUCGCGCUAUAAGUAUUAUAAUUCCAUAAAAAUUGUAAUAUAUAAAUAAAAAAUAUAUCGCAUUCCA
Molecule: messenger RNA, 1624 nt
Organism: Pseudomyrmex gracilis
Lineage: Eukaryota; Metazoa; Arthropoda; Insecta; Hymenoptera; Formicidae
Gene: VhaAC39-1
Product: V-type proton ATPase subunit d
Exons: 6
Coding region: 144-1190 (348 amino acids)
Biological process (GO): vacuolar transport; vacuolar acidification; proton transmembrane transport
Cellular component (GO): early endosome; plasma membrane proton-transporting V-type ATPase complex; proton-transporting V-type ATPase, V0 domain
Molecular function (GO): proton-transporting ATPase activity, rotational mechanism
Source: RefSeq, a predicted model, not a curated record